Messenger RNA from Aplosporella prunicola CBS 121167, 1389 nucleotides. RefSeq lists its product as uncharacterized. The transcript has 3 exons. The record is from RefSeq and is a predicted model, not a curated record. Lineage: Eukaryota; Fungi; Ascomycota; Dothideomycetes; Botryosphaeriales; Aplosporellaceae. Gene Ontology annotation, cellular component: fungal-type vacuole membrane. The coding region runs from base 127 to 1179 and encodes 350 amino acids.
UGUGCUUCAAGACCUUGUCAUGAGCCUACAACCCCGCCUUUCCUUGUCCAUUAAUUUCCCUCCUCUGCACAUAUUUUUCUUCAGCUUUGCCACCGCUUUUUUCAGCGUUCGACCCUUCUGUGAGACAUGGAACCUUCCAAAGAAACCGCAGAUGGUGCGGCGGCGCGAGCAAGCGCAGAGUCCAAUGUUGCAGACACUCCUGCGGCAACUGGGAAGAAGACGACAUUCGGGUCCAAGUUCAAACGCCAUUGUAAAAGGUUCUGGUGGCUUGACUUUUUGAUCUUUGCGGCCAUCGUCCUGGUCAUUAUCCUGCCCGUUAUAUACGUCGGGGUGAAGCACAAGGCACAGUCUGAAAUGAACAAGGCCACAAUUGAAAUUGGAUACCAGGGCAUUUCCAAUCCCAAAUCCAACUCUAUCCACUUGCGACUCAACACAACCGUCGAGAGCCACACCAGCUACCAUCCUGAUCUUGAAGCUUUCAACGCCUCUCUCUUCCUCGAGAAUACUGAGCCAGACAUUAAGCCGUUUGGAUAUAUCACGAUCCCGAAGACUCACGUAGAAUCCAACAACAAGAUAAAUAUUGACCAAGAGUUGCCCGUUACCGAUAUGGAUCAGUUCUUUGCCUACAACAAGAUGGUCAUCAACAGCGAAGAAUUUAGACUCGCUGUGAGAGGAAAGCCCAAGCUGAAGCUCGGGGGCUUGCCGAAAUACAAGGUCAACUACAACAAGGUAGUAACUAUGAAAGGGCUUAACAAGCUUGCCGGCUUUGCCAUAACCUCGGCGCAAGUCAAGCUCAAACCCGAGCCAGAUGGUGCGACUCUGCUUGGCAAAGUUUCCAUCCCGAACCCCUCGGUUUUGAGCAUCGAAAUGGGCAACGUAACCAUGGACCUCUCAGUCAACGGGACGUACAUUGGUUACACUCUGAUCCCAAACCUCACCCUCGAGCCAGAAAGAGACAACGAGUUCGACAUGCGUAGUUAUGUCAACACGACGCUCGUGCUUGGUUUAGUCGCCAAGGGAUACACCGACCUAAUGCUGCCCGUCGACAUCGUUGGGAACAGCAGCAUCAAUAGCGAGGGCGAGCAUCUCACGUACUACGAGGCCGCCAUCAAGGAAAACACUCUUCAUACUACACUAAAUCUCACGGAAGCAUCAGGGUCCUCGGGACUGGGCUCAUAGCGGUGUGUUUGGAAGCUUAGCAUUCAUAAUGAUGGGGGAACUUGUAGUAAUUUAGCGGCUAACCAUUGCGCGAUUAGAGGGAUCGGGAGGGCCCUCUUUCGGGUUAUUGUACCUUGUCGGACACUGCACAUACCUACGUAAUCUAGUAACCAGACAAAUUGUCACGCUGCAAUCGGACGAGGGAGUGCAGAGCAUUUCCGCAAAUAAAGC